ACCAUUCUCUGACUCAAACGAACAUCAGCAUUCGAAUAAGCUUCUUAUUCCCAAUCGCUGCUGCAAUUGAUUUCAAUUCUUUUACCUAUUUAUUUCCAAAAAUGAUCAAGUCAAUCAGUUUUCUGCUGUUCUUUUUCGUUGACUUUUUCUACGUUACGCAAUCGUGUGAUGGUAAUCACGGAGUCGUGGAACAGGACUGGGAAUUCCGUAAUAUCCAGCAGUCUGACGUUUACGAUCCCUACCGUUACGUGAACAUCCCCUACCUGAUUCCGUAUUACUAUCCGACGAGCUCCAGCAUCCAGACGUCAGACAAUUACGAAGCGAGGACGCCGUCUGCUAGCAAAUUGGGUUUCUCCAAUCCGUUCAAACAUUUGCAACAGACUCCGAAAAAUGAAGUUAUCGAAGAUGCGGCUGAAAAUCGAUUUUUCGGCAAAUUGAGUUUAGCUUCUUCUUUAUUAAGCAAUACUGGCUUGUUCCAGAACAUGUUUGGUAACAAUGCUGCCAUUGGCGGAUCCCAUCACGGGUUGAAACCAUUUUCCAAAGUCAGUAAAUGGUUGCCCUCGUCCAAUAAUCUGGAUUUGUCCAAUGUGCUGUCCAAAUUCGAUACAUGUACGGCUGCGAGCCAAGAGGAAGGUAUCUGUGUUCCAGGUGUAGCUUGUUCUUUCUUCGGUGGCCGGCCAAGCGGCUCUUGUGACGUGAAAAAUGUUUGUUGCAUCAAUGCUGUUGCAAGCUGUGGAAGUACAAUCACGCUCAACAAUACUUACUGGCAAUCACCGACGACCUUACCGUCUUCCUGCUCGUUGACUAUCAAAUUGGACCAGACAUUGCUGGAACAGGGCCAGGAAAUUGCGCAAAUCCGUUUGGAUUUCAUGUCGUUCAGCAUCGGACAACCGAACGCUGACGGUAAUUGCGCCACUGACGUUUUUCGAGUGAGCGGUGCCGAAAAUUUAGUACCCGAGAUUUGCGGAGAUAACGCCGGCCAGCACAUGUAUUUGGACGUCCCUUCAACUGGAAUGGGAAUGACCUCUUCGUCGUCAAGAGAGAUUAAUCUUUCAUUCCAACUCGGAGCUCAAUCAAGUGCUUCGCGGAUGUGGAACAUUAAAGUCUCCAUGUUGGCUGCUGGCUCCAAGUAUCUCGCUCCCCAGGAUUGCCUGCAGUACUACACAAGUCCUACGGGCAGAGUUCGUUCGUUCAACUGGCAAGAUGUUGGUGGCACUGCUACACGACAACUCAACAAUCAAAACUACAACAUUUGCUUCAGGACUGAACUCAUUAACCGACAGAGAGCCAAUGAGAUGUGCUUGUCCGUUUGUCCGGUUAAAAAUGGAGGCGAUGCUUUCCUCUUAACUACUCCAACCGCUGCCACCAAUCCAGCCGCCAUUGCGGCUAAUGCCCAAGCGGCCCGUGACGCAGCUAAACUUGCCGCAGCACAAACCGCCCUCAAUUCAGCCCAGUCAGCGUUAACAACGGCGCAAACUACGCUAACAACCGCUCAAAAUGCCGUAACGGCCGCUACACCGGCCAACAUGGCCGAGCUACUGGCCGCUGUGGCCACAGCGCAAUCCAAUCUAAAAUUGGCGCAAAACAAUCUCGUCACAGCUCAAAAUGCCUUGUUGGACGCUGGUAUCGAUGCCACGCCAGAACAAGCCCAGGCCGUUAUAGACGCCCGGGCAGCUGUGACAGCAGCCCAGACGGCCCUUACAGCCGCCCAGGCCGCAGCGAACCCUCCUGAAUUGGUUGCCGCACAAUCUGCGUUUGUUACGGCUCAAUCAUCGUUCAACUCAGCCCAGUCCACUUUUAAUAGCGCUCAAAGUUCGUUUAAUGCGGCGCAAUCAGCAUUUGCUGCGUCUUCUAGCGCCGCCGCUGCCGCCAAUGCUGCCGCGUCAUUUUCGUCUUCUUCCGGCACGACGUUCACGACAACCACAACAACGUUCGGACGUCAAGAGCCCCCGGUCGAUGAAAAAGCUGGAGAAGUUACUUACGCAAUUUGCCUGUACGAUUAUCUGCUCAUCGAUGGCGGAAGAGAUGCCAACAAUGCGGUGGCGGAUCGUUAUUGUGGCAAUCAAAUGAAUCCGGCAACAGGUGGAAGCAACAGCGUCCAAGUUUGCUCUCCAAUCAAACCAUUCCGGAUUACGUAUCACACUGAUGGCACUGAAGGAGCAGUGGCUGCCGGUACGAAUAUCCUUCCAGCAACGGCUGAUACCGCAAACACUGGAUUCUGUCUAGACUUCCAAGAGCGAUAGAUUUAAUCCAGAACCGAUUGGGAAAUCAUUUCAUUUAAAAUAUCCGUUAAAUGAAAUUGAGAGAGCCAUUUCUUAGUUUAAUGUUAGCAUGGUGACGGAUUUAGUUUAGUUCAUUUCUAAUUCUUUCGGUUGGUGUUGAAUUUGGCCGUCAGUUGAAAUGAAAUUGUAUGAAUCAUGGCAUAUAUUAAAAUGGAAAUAAAAAAAAGGCAUUUUUCAAUAA
This is a messenger RNA of Daphnia magna, 2463 nucleotides long. RefSeq lists its product as uncharacterized. NCBI's taxonomy places the organism in Eukaryota, Metazoa, Arthropoda, Branchiopoda, Diplostraca, Daphniidae. The record is from RefSeq and is a predicted model, not a curated record. The transcript is spliced from 9 exons. The coding region runs from base 102 to 2243 and encodes 713 amino acids.